Messenger RNA from Torulaspora globosa, 1098 nucleotides. RefSeq names its product cyclin-dependent protein kinase-activating kinase CAK1 (gene CAK1). Gene Ontology annotation, biological process: regulation of mitotic cell cycle; protein phosphorylation. The coding region runs from base 1 to 1098 and encodes 365 amino acids. Gene Ontology annotation, cellular component: nucleus. Gene Ontology annotation, molecular function: protein kinase activity; ATP binding. The transcript has a single exon. Lineage: Eukaryota; Fungi; Ascomycota; Saccharomycetes; Saccharomycetales; Saccharomycetaceae. The record is from RefSeq and is a predicted model, not a curated record.
AUGGCCGAUAGUUCUGAACCAAAGCGUCAAUUGAUCAAGUCUACUCGUUUUGCCAGAUUAUAUAUCGAUGGGACCCAUGUAAUUAAGAGCAUCUCGAAGGACUUUGUGGUACCUCCCCAUAAUCACGACGCAGAACUAGCAAUAUUGACGAGGCUCUCUAAACUGAAUAAUGAUUUCAUAAUAAAACUGAUUGAUAGCAGAGUAGUAGGUGACGAAUUGGAGCUCAAGUUCCCUCGUUUUGAUUGCGAUCUGCAUGAAUUUAUGCUGAAAUGGUACAAGAUAUCCGACAGCGCUCGAAGAAGACCCAAUCCAUACUACACGAUUUCAGAGACUCCGAUUCUACUCAAAGGCUCCUUCAAAAACCGCUUUGACGUGGAUAAAUAUGCCUUCAACUUUACCUUACAGUUAGCACAAGGGCUACAGUUUCUGCACCGGCAAGGUAUAAUUCACCGUGACAUCAAGCCACAAAAUAUCCUCAUCCAGCACCAGAACUCCGGCGAAAUACGUCUCAUAAUCACCGAUUUUGGAAUCUCCUAUGACUGUCAUGAUGCUCUGCAAACGAGAGAUGAGCCUCCCGACCAGAAGAUUACAGACGUAUCAACUUCAAUAUAUAAGGCACCUGAACUGCUGUUCGGCGUAAAAAACUACUCAUAUGCGGUCGAUAUAUGGGCACUGAUGGUCAUCAUGUCCCAGUGGUUCCAGGCGGAAGCAUUCAACCCUUCCCGAUACAUUCCUGCUAUCUUCGAUGACGGUUCCGGUCGGUUUACCGAUGAAGACUCCGGCAGCGACAUCAAGCUCAUCGUGUCGAUCUUCGGCCAGCUGGGAAUUCCGUCUUUGGAGCAAUGGCCAGAAGUUGCGAACUUCGGCUCGUCCGAUGCUUUUAGUGGUAUGUUUGGUUCUAUGGGAGACGGCCAUUAUAUUCUUGAGCAGAACCACGAUGCCCGACUGAAAAGAGUGGAAUCUUUGUUCCCCAGGCUUAGUCUUCUAUCGAACGCCAACGAGCGGAAUGCGUUGGUAGAUUGUAUAAUGGGGAUGGUUUCAUUUGAAUCAACCAAACGCUGGAACAGCGGUUGCAUCGUGCAAAGACUCUGUUCAUAA